Messenger RNA from Bombina bombina (fire-bellied toad), 3251 nucleotides. It is a transcript of the gene GRHL3, whose product is annotated as grainyhead like transcription factor 3. Lineage: Eukaryota; Metazoa; Chordata; Amphibia; Anura; Bombinatoridae. Gene Ontology annotation, biological process: regulation of transcription by RNA polymerase II. Gene Ontology annotation, molecular function: RNA polymerase II cis-regulatory region sequence-specific DNA binding; DNA-binding transcription activator activity, RNA polymerase II-specific. Gene Ontology annotation, cellular component: nucleus. The record is from RefSeq and is a predicted model, not a curated record. The coding region runs from base 136 to 1932 and encodes 598 amino acids. The transcript has 16 exons.
UGAAAAUACCUGUACACAAAUCCUCACACAUAAAUCUAACACUUCAGUCAGUGGGGAAUGUGUAUGCUUUGCAGGAAUUAGAAGAGGACACAAUCCGACAGAGGUUACUUAGUAAGAGAAGUUUUUUUAAAGAAAAUGUCCAAUGAACUUGAUUACCGGCCAGUUAUGCUCAUUCAAAAUGACAACAUUAAUCUUCAAAAAUAUUCAUACGCCAGUGAAGAUGAAGCCUGGACAAAAUAUUUAGAAAACCCUAUGACGGUAGCUACCAAAGCCAUGAUGAGAGCAAAUGGGGAUGACGAUGGUGUAACUGCUUUGAGCUUUCUCUAUGACUACUAUAGGGUCCCAAAGGAAAAGAGACUCAUUCCUCCUGGAUCAACAGGGCGACUUGAACAAGUCAAAAGAAAUUGUGUUGAUUAUGAAACUGAUAUUUCGAAUUUUGAAAAUCCAAAUGGACUAAUGAAGUUUCUUUCGGAUAACUCCUCCACUCAAGAAUUCUCAGAGACACAUAAAAAAAAUAACUAUUUAACUCUGGAUUGCCUAAUAAAUUCCAAUAAACUUACUAUUCCUUCAAACAUUGGCAAACUAGAAACUGAUGUCCAUGAAGAUUUUAUGGCUGUUUCAUGUGAUGUAUAUGAGAAAAAUUCACUUAACCUUUUUGAAACGUUACAUGUAGCACAACCUCAACAAAGAUGGCAACCUGACAGUACCUUUAAGGAGGACACACCCGAGCCCCUCAUAUUCAGUGACAUAUUAAGAACCCAAGCAGAGUCUACUUGUUCAGAAGAAUACCUACAAGGAGAGACAAGUCGGGAUUUUGAAUACACACUGGAAUCUCCAAAAGCUAUUCACAUAAAGUCCGGAGACUCUCCCAUGGCUUAUCUAAACAAAGGUCAAUUUUAUCCAGUAAACCUCAGAACUACAGAGAGCAGAAAACGCUUGCAUUUGUCAUCCAGUAAAGUCAAGAGUGUUGUCAUGGUGGUCUUUGACAAUGAAAAAAACCCAGAAGAGCAGCUGAAACGUUGGAAACAUUGGCACUCCAGGCAACCAACUGCAAAGCAAAGGGUUAUUGAUGUUGCUGACUAUAAAGAAAACUGUAACACGGUGGAAAACAUUGAGGAAGUGGCCUACAAUGCAUUAUCAUUUAUGUGGAACAUCAAUGAAGAAGCAAAGAUUUUUGUUGGAAUCAAUUGCCUAAGCACAGACUUUUCAUCUCAGAAAGGAGUGAAGGGGGUACCACUAAAUCUCCAAAUCGAUACAUAUGACUACGACACAGGAGUGAAGAGACUUAUUCACAGAGCUGUUUGCCAGAUUAAAAUAUUCUGUGACAAGGGAGCAGAGAGGAAAAUGCGGGAUGAGGAACGCAAACAGUUUAGAAGAAAAGGGAAAUGUGCAGAUCCCAACAGCAAAGUAGAUAUGAAGGGAUCUCUACUGCCGGGAUACAAAGGCACAGAUAUCACUUAUCUCAGGACAGAAAAGGACAUGGAAACUCAACCUGUGUUAUUUAUUCCUAAUGUACAUUUUUCCAACCUUCAAAGAUGUGGCAUAGUACUUCCCCCUGUUACAGAUAAUAAUGACAGAUUAGCCUUAAAGAGAAGUUGUCCAGCUUUCACAGAAGGCUUUGAGAUGCCCCCAUCUAAACAAGCAACAACCGCAGAAUCACAAAGAGUUUUGUUAUAUGUGAGGAGGGAGUCAGAAGAAGCAUUUGAUGCGCUAAUGUUGAAAACACCAGAUCUCAAAGGUUUACGAAAUGCGAUCUCAGAAAAAUAUGAUUUACCAGAAGAAAGGAUAUUCAGAGUCUACAAAAAAUGCAAAAGAGGAAUCCUAGUGAACAUGGAUAACAACAUAAUCCAGCAUUACAGCAACCAUGUGGCUUUUCUUCUGGACCUUACAGAAAUGGAAGGAAACAUCACAGUGACACUUGAAGAACUUUAACAUCAAUGGUGGACUUUGAACAAAUAAAGACUCAUGAACAAUGGGAUGAGACACACAGUGAAAAUGACCUCAGUCAUAAUUUAGGGCUUGUGCUUUUCCAUGGAACAGUAGAGUUCAAUGUUUUUUUCAGACAUUGUGAAGUCACCUACUCAUAGGAAAGUUAACACAAGGUCUUCAAAAGACUGUCAGGUACAGAAAAUGUAUUCACAGAUUUCUGGAUGACAAUUUUAAGACACUUAACUCUGUUUCCAGAGUUGCAAAGUUUUUUUAUGGUAAAUUGAGAUUUUACCGUUGCUAUUUCUGCAACCAGGCUGCUUUUGUACCAACGUUAUUUCUUUUAAUUAUAAGUAAAGUAUUUUUUAUAACUGUUUUUUGUUUUUGCUUCAACCAGUUAUGUAUUUUAUUAGCAAAUAUUAAAAACAUCAGUUUAAAUAUUUUCUUUUCCCAUGCCACAAAUGGCAUGGCAACAUGCAAAGGGACAUGAAAUGUGAAUUCCAUUAGGCCAGUCAGUAAUGUUGUCUUUGUGUUUUACCCACUGUGAAAAAAUAAUCCAAUAUACCAUAGCAGCAUGAUUAAGACUGAAUAUGAAAUUUAUUUUAUUAUAGAAAAGCUGCUUACAAUACAAAUGUUAUAUUUAAAGGGGUAAGAUACACAGAAUUUUUCCAUUUUUUUUUAAAUGGAUACUCAUGCACUGAAUAAACCAAUAUUUUCAGAGAGCAAUAGCUACCUAGGUUUCAGUUACACAUCCUGUUAGUUUUCAAAUUGAAACAUACCUUUAAUAUGUUUAACUGCUGCUCUCAUAUAUACAUAAAAUAAAUAUCUUGUGUAAAAUGUCCCUUUAAAAGACUUGCCAAAAAAAGUUGAAGAUCUAUAUUCGAUAAUUUCUUUCAAAGCUGUAAAUAUGUUUUUAAAAACUUGAUUUUUUUUUUUAUAAAAAAUAGAAAAAUCAUCAAUACAGUAUAUGUUUUUCAAGAGGUUGUCAAAGAAGCCCCUUUUUACUAUUAGCACUAUCAAUUUUUCAAUUACAAUAUUUUAUAAUUGAGUUCACACAAAGAGGAAAUUUCUCCCACAUGUUUAAAGAAAUUGUAUUUCAUCAGGAACUAUUUAAUUUAAAACCAUGCUUUUAAACAUUGUCCUUUUUAUAACAAAAAAUGCUGCCAGUUUUUAUUAGAAAAGACCUACUGAUAUAAAAUGUUACUGUUUUUAUACAUUUCCUAUUGAUGACUCUUUUUUAUAUAAAUGUGUAUAUAUUUGUAUGUAUUUUAAUAUACAGACACUUGUUUUUGUCAUUUCAACAACAUGCCUUCUCACAUUUCCUA